GAACCUGCAGAGAUUGGCAAGCUGACUCAGGGAGCCGCCGUGCUAUGUACAAAGAGGACGCGUCCAGACAACGCUGAUCUCACCGCCCGUCUGAUUCUUCGCCGUCGCGGAAAGGUGACUGAGCCGCGGGCGUGCUUUCCCUCGCAGGGAUCUCGUACACCGCUGUAUCCAUUCCUCCCCGCCGUCUGGUCCUGACGCUUAAUCCAAAGAUGCCGAACUUCUCCGGGUCCUGGAAGAUGAAAUAUUCCGAAAAUUUCGAGGAGCUGCUGAAGGCGCUGGGAGUCAACGUGAUGCUCAGGAAGAUUGCGGUAGCCGCCGCCUCGAAACCGGCGGUGGAGAUCAAGCAGGAGGACGAGACGUUCUACAUCAAGACCUCCACCACCGUCCGGACCACCGAAAUCAACUUCAAGAUCGGGGAGGAGUUCGAGGAACAGACGGUAGACGGUCGUCCGUGCAAGAGCCUGGCCAAAUGGGAGAGCGAGAACAAAAUGGUGUGCGAGCAGCGACUCCUGAAAGGGGAAGGACCCAAGACUUCCUGGUCCAGAGAGAUGACCAACGACGGGGAACUCAUCCUGUUCAUGAUUGCCGACGACGUGGUCUGCAAACGGAUCUACAUCAGGGAAUAGACCCCUCCCCCCCGAAGCCUCGGAGAGAAGCUGAGAUAUUUUGCCUCGCCGAGCCCGUCUUCCCGAAUCUUCUAAAACCACUUCUUCUAAAGCAGACAUGAUCCCGUGUACAGCCAAGCCUCACGCUCAUCCUAAAA
Messenger RNA from Nanorana parkeri, 763 nucleotides. Its product is annotated as cellular retinoic acid-binding protein 2. Gene Ontology annotation, molecular function: fatty acid binding. NCBI's taxonomy places the organism in Eukaryota, Metazoa, Chordata, Amphibia, Anura, Dicroglossidae. Gene Ontology annotation, biological process: fatty acid transport. Gene Ontology annotation, cellular component: nucleus; cytosol. The record is from RefSeq and is a predicted model, not a curated record. Bases 210 to 626 code for a protein of 138 amino acids. The transcript is spliced from 4 exons.